Molecule: messenger RNA, 1797 nt
Organism: Osmia bicornis bicornis
Lineage: Eukaryota; Metazoa; Arthropoda; Insecta; Hymenoptera; Megachilidae
Product: melanoma-associated antigen D2-like
Exons: 6
Coding region: 317-1132 (271 amino acids)
Cellular component (GO): nucleus
Source: RefSeq, a predicted model, not a curated record
GAGGAACUAAAUUUGUGGUCUGUUUUACCUUUUUGACGUCUUUCGUGAAUGAACAAUCAACGAAGAAGACUCAUAAUAAUGUUCAAUUGUUGAAGUAUUAACGAACACGUAAAUUGUUAUGAUAAACGAUAACUAUAAUGUUUUCUAUGUUGCAAGUCCUUACUGAUAUCAGUAAAUCUGAUAACAGAGUGUUAUAGUCGGUGACAAUUGUUGAAACAAAGAUAUUUUGUUCUGAUGUCAAAUUGUAUUGAUUGUUAUACAUUUUAUGGUUUUCAUACGAAAACACGAUAUCCAGGUUUAAAACGAAUUAUACGAAAUGGAGUUACGAAAUCGCAGAUCUAUUUUGUCUCAAAAAAAUUUGUCGCAAUCGAGCAAUAAUAGACAAAGCAACGAUGGUAUCAGUUUUUCUCAACCCAUUCCGAGUACUAGCAGGCGUACUAGGGGAAGCAUAAAUUUCAGUCAACGAUUAGACGAAUCUCCGAAACGGAUGCUUUCCGAAGAUCAAAACGAACUUGUUAAUAGCCUUAUAAGAUACCUUUUGGUUUUAGACAGGGAAAAACAAGUUGUCAGUAAGGCUCAUUUAGUCAAGAAUGUUUUUAAUAACGGAGGACGGCAGUUUCAUCCGACAUUGAACAAAGCUAAAAUUCUUUUGUCAAAGAUUUUUGGAUAUCAAUUGGUAGAACUGCCAGGUAACAAAUAUAUCCUAGUAAACGAAAUACGAAACGAAAUACCACAUAUUUAUCCUACUGCAGAAGAAGGUAGGCAACAAGUACUGCUAUUUAUGGUGCUCACACAUAUCUUUAUGCAAGAAGAAUCCUGUACUGAAGAAACACUAUGGAGUUUCCUUACAAAUUUAGAAAUUCUGCGUUCCGAUAAUCAAGAUCACGAUUACUUUGGCAAUGUUAAGCAAUUGAUAACCGAGGUCUUCGUCGCUCAAAGGUAUCUCGAAAAAGUGGUUACGAAUUCAAACGAUGCAAUUGAAUAUAAAUGGGGACCUCGAGCUGAACACGAGUUUUCUCGACGUUCAGCCUUAGAAUUCGUAUCUGAGAUUUACUGUGGACGGGAAAUAAAGAGCUGGGCAUUACAGUAUAAAACCUUACUGGCCCGCGAACAGGCUAAGAAAUCCCAGUAACUCGUUACAUCGAGCAAACCAAACCAAUUACACUGGCCGUCGUUACGUUCGAGUGAAUAGUAUAAUAAGAAAUACUUCUUUCCAGGUGUAAAACACGAAACGAAUCCUAUUAUUGUGGGAUCAGGACCUAAGCUAACCCAAUAAUGAAAGGAAUCGUGAAAGUAGGGACCAAUGAUGUCGCGUAACGAAUAAAAUAGCCGGCUAACAGCGCAGAAAAGUCCUAGGUUUCAUCGAUUCUCACAUUAUUGAUACUGUUUACAAAGCUUACAAAGAACUAAAACAAAUGGAAAUUGAAGAUUUUUAAUUGACAAAAGCUGUGUCGAACGCGAUCGUCGCUCCUGUCCCACCGAGCAAUCGUUCCGUCAAAUUUUGUUCAAAUGUCCCUGAGAGCAGCCGUAAAACUGCGAAGCAAGAUUAAAGCUUGCACGCGGUCUUCGAGUUCAGUAGGAGGGUCAGAAAGAAUCUGAAACGUUCGGUUGCCCUAGUUUUAAUUAAAUCUAAUCGGAUUCAUAUUUUCUUACUUUUAACGUUACGUUACACAACGCGAUGAACAAUAAGAAUUGGAAUAACUAUUGUAUCGCAGCGUUACAAAUGUUGGCACGUAAUUGUCCAGGCUACGAUUUUCUUAAUAAACUGCUGCGUUCGAUUAACAUACGCUAAUUCGA